Messenger RNA from Arxiozyma heterogenica, 594 nucleotides. RefSeq names its product Ecm1p (gene ECM1). Lineage: Eukaryota; Fungi; Ascomycota; Saccharomycetes; Saccharomycetales; Saccharomycetaceae. Gene Ontology annotation, cellular component: preribosome, large subunit precursor; nucleolus. The record is from RefSeq and is a predicted model, not a curated record. Gene Ontology annotation, biological process: ribosomal large subunit export from nucleus. The transcript has a single exon. The coding region runs from base 1 to 594 and encodes 197 amino acids.
AUGGCUAAAAAGAUAGGUAAGAAUUCAAGAGCUGCAAGACAGGCAGCUGGCUUAUAUGAUGAUCCAGAAGUAGAAAGCUUAAAAGAUUUACCUCGUGCUCAGAAAACUGAUCUAAGUAAUAUUAUGAUUAGAACAGCAGCUAAAAAUGAAGCAUUAUUGGACGCAAGGAUAAAAAAGAAAAGGAAUGAUAAGAAAAAAAUUGGCAAAAAAAAUUUAGAAGACAAAUUAUCAAAAUCUGUCACUCAUAUGGAUAAAGAAAGAUUGACUCGUGCGUUAAACAUUUCUAAUAAACUGGAUGGCAAAAUAUCUAAAGCUAUUGCUCGUGCUAAAUAUGUUCAAAGUUCCAGAAAAGCUGGUUGGGAUACUACUAAUGAGAUCAUUAAAAGAGAACUUCAGUUAGUUAGUGGUGGAUAUAAUAAUAAAAAUCAGAAGAAGAAACACACUGUUAAUGGUGAAGAAGUAACGGAAGACAAUGAAAUUGAAAAUAAAGAAAUCGAGGAAUCAAUUCUAGAAGAAGAUUCUGAGAGUAAACAAAAUAAGGAGAAAACCUCAACAAAUAUUUUUUCCUUACUUGAAAAUGGAGUAGAACAAUAG